UUUGAAUGUGUUACAAUAAUAAAGAAGUGUUAAAUUGUGGAUGUUGAGAUAUGAAAAUAAUUUUUGAACACAAAGCAUUUCCAGCAUUCUUAUUGCUUUGCAUCUGCUUGGUUUUCUUACAAACAAUUUAUCUGAAUAAAACAAGGGACAUGGAUUUGAUCAUUCAUGGAGUAAAUGUUCAAUCUUUCCACGAUGUCCAAAACUUAAAAUUUCAGGAUCUUGAUCAAAGAGCAAAGAGGAUGCUAAAAGAGGAAAGGAAUAUAACUUUUUCCAAAUCUCUAACACGCAGAUUGCCAAACGCAAUUAUAAUUGGAGUGAAAAAAUGUGGAACGCGUGCAUUAAUCGAGUACCUUAGACUGAAUCCAAAUAUAAGAGCUGCGGGACCAGAACCUCAUUUCUUCGACAGAUAUUAUCAUUUAGGACUUGAUUGGUACAGGCAAAAGAUGCCAAAGUCGUAUGGCGGACAUUUAACAAUAGAGAAAACUCCGAGAUAUUUCGUAACGAAGGAAGUGCCAGAAAGGAUUUAUAAUAUGUCAAAAUCUAUCAAACUUAUACUAGUUGUGCGAAAUCCAGUUACUCGUGCUAUUUCUGAUUUUACACAAGCUGUAAGUAAAGGAGAAUACAACAGCACAGUAACAUUUCAAAGCAAGGCUAUACGCCGUAACGGAACCGUAAAUAUGAAAUGGCCGGCUGUUAACAUAGGUCUUUAUGUAAAUCAUUUAAAACGAUGGUUAGAAUAUUUUCCGAUGGACAACAUACAUAUUGUUGACGGUGAAAAGUUAAUAACAAAUCCGGUGCAGGAAUUAAAUGCUGUCCAAGAUUUCCUACAAGUGGAAAGAGAUAUUCCAGAAAGCUCCAUUUAUAUGAAUACUUCCAGAGGCUUUCCGUGCAUUAAGAAAGAAAAUGAGACACCAGGAUUUAGAUGUUUUAGGAAUUCAAAGGGACGACCUCACUCUUAUGCUGAUACAAAAACAUUAAAAAUAUUACACAAUUUCUACAAACCGUAUAAUAUUAAAUUCUUUAAAAUGAUAAAUAAACGUUUUAUAUGGUAAUUUCGAAUCAAAUAUUGUAUAACAUUUAAUACAAAAAAAACCGACGAAAGACAAUGCAACCUCUUAUGAUUUCAAAAAAAAUUCAGGCAAUUAAAAGUGAUAAAGUUAAAUCGUUAUCGUAUUUUUAUGAGUUUUAGAGUUUACCUGAAUUAUAGUACUGUAACAAAAAUAGUUUCGCAUACUGACAAAUCAAUUUUGCAUGUA
Ruditapes philippinarum (Manila clam) is the source of this 1256-nucleotide messenger RNA. RefSeq names its product heparan sulfate glucosamine 3-O-sulfotransferase 2-like. Lineage: Eukaryota; Metazoa; Mollusca; Bivalvia; Venerida; Veneridae. The coding region runs from base 51 to 1052 and encodes 333 amino acids. The record is from RefSeq and is a predicted model, not a curated record. Gene Ontology annotation, molecular function: [heparan sulfate]-glucosamine 3-sulfotransferase activity. The transcript is spliced from 2 exons.